AUGUCAAGCACAAUCGAUCAUGUGGGCAUCCACGCCCCCAAGGAUCAGUUUGAGAGCAUCAUCGACUGGUACAAGAAGGCUUUGGGCCCGGUGAACUACAGGGAAAUAAUGCGCUUCCCAGGAGCCGUCGGACUCGGCUCUGAACAUCCAGAUUUCUGGAUCUCCGAGACCGACGAGCAGUGCGGUGGCUUCCACUUUGCUUUUAUCGCGCAUGGCUGCUAUAGCAGCUGGAGGAAAGUGCAAUGGCGCUCCUGGAAUUCGAGCAGAGUAUCAUCCACAGUACUAUGGGGCAUUUGUGUUGGAUCCACUGGGCAACAAUGUGGAAGUGGUUGGUCGAGCAUUCAUCGCUAG
Aspergillus fumigatus Af293 is the source of this 351-nucleotide messenger RNA. RefSeq lists its product as uncharacterized. The transcript is spliced from 2 exons. Lineage: Eukaryota; Fungi; Ascomycota; Eurotiomycetes; Eurotiales; Aspergillaceae. The coding region runs from base 1 to 351 and encodes 116 amino acids. The record is from RefSeq and is a predicted model, not a curated record.